GGUGCAUACGAUUGAGUUGCCGCCAAAGGUUGCCACCGUGCCAGCCUUUGCGGUGGCCUCCUGUGGUGCCAGUAACUACACACCGCGGGGCAGCCCGAAGCUGGGUGCCGCGACGACGGCGGCUGCUGGGGGCGCUAUAGAUGGUAACGGAAAGGGAGGUGCCGACAGUAAUGGAUCCGGCGGCUUCGCCAGUGGAAGCUGCGGAAAGAGGGCGCCGCUUGCUGCGCUGCAGUUACCGGUUGCUAUGGGACCCCCUCAGGAGCCCCCAACUCCCCGGCAACCGCCGGCUAACCGACUUGCAGCCGCCUUCGGCGCCACUCCACCCACCACCCCUCCCGAC
Molecule: messenger RNA, 340 nt
Organism: Astrephomene gubernaculifera
Lineage: Eukaryota; Viridiplantae; Chlorophyta; Chlorophyceae; Chlamydomonadales; Astrephomenaceae
Source: the annotation of a GenBank genome assembly